CAUGUGGUCCUAGAUCGUUCUCCGUAAAUUUGGUCGUUAGGUGUUACGCAGCAACGGUCGCAAAUUACACAGUCGCAUUUAUUGAAACAAGCUUCCAAUUUGUGGUGAUUUUUAUCUGUGGACAUCAUGUAUUUCAGCAUGCACAUGUGGGGUGAGCCGUGCUCCGUGGCUCACGGGAGACGUUCCCUGGAAAAGGCCGCAAAACGAAUCAGAAAGAUCCUGCCCUGGAUUCCGUCCGAAGAGGUGAUAAUCCAGUUCAUGUCGAACCUACCGGAAUGCCGACCCACCGAGCGCAACAUCCUUACUAUCCAGCACUUCAUCAGCCAGCAUGACAAGGAGAGUGUGCAUGAGGGGGACUGGCUCUAUGAGGCCUUCGAGUUGCGCAAGCUGUUCCCUGACAUGGACGAAAUGAUAUUCUACAGGAGCUUGUCUGAGCUGGGCAACAUACCGAACAGGUUGGAGAUCGUCGUCAGACAGAUAAUCAACCAGCCGAGGCCGAAGGACAACGCAAAGCGGGCCUCCACCGACAUCUCACCUCAGAAGAACAAAAUCAUUAAGGUCAACAACAACCAGUGGCCCAACCUCGAGAUUAAUAACGAGUAUUUGCCCGGCAUUCCAAGGAAGCGCCCAGCACCUUGCACUGUGACCAGGGAGGCGGACUUGGACGUCCAGUUUCAACCCAACAACGGGGACGUCACCUCCACAGGCAUGCACAAUGUACAAUACAUUCAACAACCUGAAACCGACACUCACAACACUGUAAUGGAGCUCCUCCAACUCCACCCAAACAAUCUACCAGACGACUUGGAAGUUAAUCAAGUUUAUGCCUUAUUCGAUGGAUAUGGCACCCCUGAGGGGAUGAACCAGGAGAACCUGCCUGGUGGAAGUGGCGAUUCUUCGAAAACCAAUGACAUACAAAAAGAAGGUGCUGCUUGGCAAUACAAUAAUCUACUUUCUUUUGAAAAUAUUGCACUCAACGCUGCAAUAGACAAUAACCCUCCCCCUACAGCCAUGAACGAGGUGCCCACCACAUCACAGGGCCUCCCCUCGAUGGUAGACGCAGUAAACAAUCUUGCAACGUCUGCAAACAAUCAGGCUUUUUUACAAGUACCAGGGAGCCAAGCUGGGGCCACUCACGCUUUCAAGGAUAUGCCUAUAUUGGAGGAAGACACAAGUAAAAUGAAUAAGUCUUCAUGCAUGAACGAAACAAUUGACGAAGUAUCAAAAACAAAUCCAAUACCCUUAGUCGCUUCUCAAGGGGCUAUUAAAAAGAUUCUAGAUUUGCCCUCCACAUCGGGUUUGACGUACAAAAAGAAGGUGAAGCCAUCCACAUCAAAGCAUCCUUUGGGUCUGGAUUUGCCUUUAACCUCAAGAGGUAAUAGGGUUGAAGGACCUUUGGGGGUGUUACCUUCAACGUCUCUACCAGGGACAUCCAGGAGGAAGCAAUAUACUCGUCCAGUACCCUUUGAAGAGGAUCAUUCAGCGUUCUGGCUUCCAAGAAAAGCAAACGGUGGGAAACAAAAUGGACAAGAAGCGGCGGAUCAUCCAAGAAUUGUCGUAAGAAACAUGGACGACAUCAACGGAUUGCCCGACAUAAUAGAGCAAGAAAACGACGCGGACUUGGAUCUGUACGACGUCCUGACCACCAUCUCGGGCCGCAGCAGGAAGGUGGUGAAGGCGUUCUGCUACCAAAAGGGGCUGCGCCCACGAGGUCUGCCGGCCAACAUCGACAACGUGGUCGGCCAGCUGCUGGAGUUCCAAUACAAUGGCCCAGAGACCGACGACAACUUUGUAGAACUUGAUCUGGACGCCUCAGAUGAAGACACAGUAAUCGAUGUCAAUCCACCACAAAGACGGAAGGACAUGGUGGACAAGGCGGUGCCGUCCGAUAACGAAAAGGAAGCCACUGCCUCCGGCCCGUCCAACGCCCCCAUCACCGUCGUCGACAACCAGGAGUCGCUGACCUUAGGCAUCAAAAUGAUGGAGAUGUUCCCGGACGCCUGUCCUAACUAUCUGCGUUCGUUGUGCGAGAACCGCACCCUCCAGGACUUGAACGACAUCGUGACGAUGGUGUUCAACACCAACGACCAGUACCCACGCCGUCCGGUCCGUCCACCUAGUCCGGAACGGGAGGUCGAUCCGGUCGAACAGUUCGAGAUACUUAAGGGGAUAUUGCCGGACGCGGAUCCCACCUACCUGCAGAUGCAGUGCGAGCGCUACCGCAACGACCGCGAGGGGCUCAAGCAGUUCAUCGAGAAUGCUGUGGAGAACAAGGGUUAUCCCACUUUGAAGGAGUACAACAGGAGGCUGCAAUUGUCCGCCCAACAGAGGCAGUACACCACCGAGUUCGACGUCAAGGCCUUCGUCCAACUGUUCCCCGACCCGUUCAAGACAUUCGCCACCAAGGGGCGCCCUCUGCCCGAGUACACGGUGGACGAGACCCACUACAUUACCAUGUUCAUGCGCAACUUAUUCGACAAGCUGGCCGUCCGUGACAUCGCCACAGUGAUGAACGCCAAACGUCGCCGUCCCUACGAAGUGUACAAGGCCCUCACUACCAUGAUGAAGAACGGCCACACGCUGAAGUCGAGGAGGCGCACCUGCCGCCUGCCGGACGACUUCCAAAACAUACCGCUGCUACAGGAGCUGGCGUUCCUCCAGCACAAGGACGAAAUUAAGAAGUACAUACAGGAGAUGAAGGCCAAGGAGCAGGAGGAGCGGCGCAACGCCAAGGAGGCGGGCCUGAUGCGCACCUGCAAUUGCUGCUACGACGAGGAGGUGAUGCCCAAGGACUACUACGAGUGUCCUAAGGGCUGCGGCUUUUGCCGCGAGUGCGUGCUGAAGAGUUGCGAGAUCGCCUUCGGCGACGGCAAGAUCGACUUCCCCUGUCUGGCCGAUUGCGGUGCCGAUUUCACCCUGCACACCCUUCAGGAGUGUUUGCCGCCGAAGAUGUUCUCCAAGAUAGCCCAGAAGAAGACCUUGGCUGAAGUCAAGGCUGCGGGCAUCGAGGAGUUGGAGAGCUGCCCGUUCUGCGACUUCGCCACCAUACCGUACGAGGCGGACAAGAUAUUCCGGUGCCUGAAUCCGGACUGCAUGAAGGAGUCGUGCCGUCUGUGCAAGGAGGCCAGCCACGUGCCGCUCAAGUGCGAGGAGGUCGAGAAGGACGAGGAGGUGAGGGCGCGCACCUACAUCGAGAACAAAAUGACCGAGGCGCUGCUGCGCAAGUGCCACAAGUGCGGCGCCUCCUUCUUCAAGGAGGAGGGGUGCAACAAGAUGACGUGCUCCUGUGGCGCCAUGAUGUGCUACAUCUGCGGCAAGCCGGUCAAGGAUUACACGCACUUCAACGGGAUAGGCGGCGACAGGAUGCAUCUGUGCCCGCUUUACAGUGACACCAACAAGCUGAACGAGCAGAACGUGCUGCGGGGCGCCGAGAACGCCAAGAAGGAGCUGGGCACCACUAAUCUCAAGACUGAUCCAAGCGCCGACGUUCGUCAGCACUACGAGGAUAGGUCCAAGAAUUUGCCCAGGGAGGGCUUCAUGGAUUUGCUAAACGGUGACAAUGCCGAACUACGUGAGCUAUUUAGACGCAACGCCGUCCACCGCAAUGAUAGAAGACGCGCUCCUGUCUUUGCAGGUUUCCAAAUUCAGGUAGCCGCCAACGGGGCUGAUAUACUCAACGUGGGUAGACGUAACCCUCAACUACGGAUGGAUCGUCUUGAUCGUCUCGAUAUGCUGCAGCACUUGCGUGAGCAACUAAACCUUGCUAGGGGCAGGCAGCACCACCAUUAAUUUUGAAUGGCUUAUGGUACUGAAUUUGACCCAGUUAUGAGCAGUACAGCAAUACUAUAGGUUUACUUUUGUUCUAUUACUAUUAUUAUUACUAUUUCCAUGUGUAUGUUAUAUUCCUUUUAUAUAUUAUAUAAUUUUCAAUGUUUUCUAUGUUUGAAUAUAGUAUUUUCUUAAUGUUUACUUGAAUACCAAAAUUCAGCAUGUUCAGUUCUAGUUCUAAAUAUGUUUUAAUAUUUCCAAAAUUUGCCAAUUUUACGUUUGUUUCCAAAAUUACAGUAUACGUUUGAGUUAAAGCCCACAUGCUUAGAACGAACUUAACAUAGAACUGUCAAGCCAAAAUGUAUAAACUUACAGUAGUGACAUUUAUACCAAAUAAAAAAAAUCAGUUUGUGAAUGGUGUUUCAAGUAUAUAAGUCAGGUUUCUUUUAAUAUCUAAUUUUGUUUGUAAGUUUAUACUGUGAUAUAUUGAUUAAGGUCUAUUUUUAUAAAAGUUAAAUUAAUAAACUUGUUUGUUCAAAGAA
Molecule: messenger RNA, 4310 nt
Organism: Aethina tumida (small hive beetle)
Lineage: Eukaryota; Metazoa; Arthropoda; Insecta; Coleoptera; Nitidulidae
Exons: 24
Coding region: 127-3789 (1220 amino acids)
Source: RefSeq, a predicted model, not a curated record